AUGGAUUAUUUUCCUUGGCAUCCACAAGGCAUCAACAAGAUGGAGCCUCCCUAUACUCAACGCUCCGGCGUCCCUCUACAGACACGCCCGGUUCUUAGUCCCUUCAAUCCUUCGGCACUUCAAAGCCUCAGUUCGAUCCUACCCCGUAAGAAAAAUGGAAUCAGCAUUACUGUUCACGAUCAUUUUGCUUCCAAACGGUAUAGGCCCGGGUCUAUAGUCAAGGGAACGGUCGACAUCAAGCCAAAGAAAUCAACCACUUUUACGAGUAUCUCAAUCAAACUCGUCUGCGACUCAAGUGUUGAGCGACCAAAUGGAAACCUCUCAUUCGAGACAUGGCAUCGGCUCCUUGAGCUAGAGAUGCCGAUCGACGGGGAGACUCUACCAAGUUCCAAAAUUCUACAACCGAACCAGACAUACACAAUCCCAUUCUACUUCGUGCUGCCAAAUAGUCUCGGCACUGAAGCUUGCUCACAUAAUGUUCUUUGGCAAGAAGUCCGACAGUUACAUUCACAACUACCACCAACCCUUAAUGGCUGGGAGCGCGACGCCAUGGUCUCGAGGGGUGUUUGUAUCGAGUAUGGUAUUAUUGCUCAAGUUUGGAACUCCGCCUGUCCAGAGUAUGCCAAACUCGAGGCCAAAGAGACAAUCCAGUUUCUUCCGGGCUUUGUCGAGCAUCCCACUCUGAAGAUUCCGGACACAGACCGUGUUUACAAGUUCGAAUCUUCUAAGCAGCUAAAAACAAAUGUCUUUGCUCGCUCAAGCGGGCAGAUCACUCUGUCAGCGUGUCAACCCAACACUCUUGUGCUGGAUACGAUCGGAAGGGGCUUCCAACCCCUGGAAAUCUCUACUUCUCUCAGCUUGGAGUCUUCCGGUGGCAAGUCUGUCUUGCCACAAAAAGCUGUUGUCUCUGCCAAGAUCGAGUCCCAAAUGUGGUCACAAGACGAACCGAUGCAACAGUUUCCGCAUAUCGUUGAUGCAAGAGACUGUUACGUCGGGUCUGAGACUUUACUGAAGAAGUUGGAGGUAGAUCUGUCGUGGGAAAAAGAGGCCAUGAAGAGAAUAGGCACCACCACAGCACAGGCUGCUGAGGCUUUCAGCAGUCGAGUUGAAAUACCUCUGCAAAAUUUCAUGAGCGACAAGAAGAUGUUCCUUCCGACAUUCUACUCUUGCUUGGCUGCCAGAACAUACCAGCUGCACAUAACUAUUGUUGUUGCAUCGGUCACUUUAAAACUAGUACUGCCGAUUCAAUUGUCGGUGGAGGAUCCGCAGGGAACGCAAAAUAAUACGGAGCAUAGGCUUUCGGGGUAUAACCCAGAGAGCUCUGGAUUGCUGCCUUCAUACAACGAGUCUGAGAGGAGACAUUCGAGGGCAGAGUAA
This is a messenger RNA of Fusarium sp. VM40, 1377 nucleotides long. Lineage: Eukaryota; Fungi; Ascomycota; Sordariomycetes; Hypocreales; Nectriaceae. The record is from the annotation of a GenBank genome assembly.